AUGAACGGCGCUUAUAUAGGUUUGACCCUGUUCGUCUUUACCAUCUGGUCCAUUAUUGCAGUAUAUCUGCAGUUUCACACAGGAGACCGCGGAUAUCGCUGCAUUGGGUUUGGUCGGUGUCUUCAACUCCAUCAGUCCCGAUCAUGGCGGACGGCACUUGGAUUGCCGUUUCCUGUUCCAUUAACAUCAUAUUUGGCGUUGAACAAUACAUUUUGGUCAGUCGACUUGAAGCGUUAA
Macrosiphum euphorbiae (potato aphid) is the source of this 237-nucleotide messenger RNA. NCBI's taxonomy places the organism in Eukaryota, Metazoa, Arthropoda, Insecta, Hemiptera, Aphididae. The record is from the annotation of a GenBank genome assembly.